This is a messenger RNA of Bombina bombina (fire-bellied toad), 2501 nucleotides long. It is a transcript of the gene PLEKHA2, whose product is annotated as pleckstrin homology domain containing A2. Lineage: Eukaryota; Metazoa; Chordata; Amphibia; Anura; Bombinatoridae. The record is from RefSeq and is a predicted model, not a curated record. The coding region runs from base 131 to 1336 and encodes 401 amino acids. Gene Ontology annotation, cellular component: membrane; cytoplasm. The transcript is spliced from 12 exons. Gene Ontology annotation, molecular function: PDZ domain binding.
CAAACAAGAAAACCAAGAGGAGAGCAGGAAACAAACAAGAAAACCAAGCAGGCAGCAGCAAAGCUGGAAGGGAAGAUUCGGAUUGUGAAGAUAAAAACUACAGUGAGGGUGAUGUGUGAAAGGUUUAGUGAUGCCUUAUGUGGAUCGGCAGAACCGGACCUGCGGGUUUUUGGAUAUUGAGGAUGGAGAGAGUGGGAAGUUUCUAAGGAGAUAUUUUAUCCUGGAUACCCAAGCUAAUUUUCUUAUAUGGUACAUGGAUAAUCCUCAGAAUUUACCCAUUGGAACAGCUGCAGAGGGAUCGUUGAAACUGACAUACAUUUCAAAGGUUGCUGCAGGAAAACACAAAGUGAAGGCAAAGUUUUGCUUUGUGAUCAAUGCCUUAUCACAGAGAUAUUUUCUACAAGCAAGUGACCAAAAAGAUCUACAGGGAUGGGUGGAUGCAUUAAAUGCAGCUAGUAAAGUUACUGUGCCCAAAAUUGGCCCCACUCUGCCAAGUGAGAUUGGACUGACUGCCGGCCCAGACAAACAAACACGUGCAGCCUAUAAAACAGAGAUUAUUGGCGGAGUUGUUGUGCAAACACCGAUUAACCAGAAUUUGGAUUGCCAACAAGUUAGUAAGAGUGAAGCACACACCCACACAGCCCUCCGAAGAGCUCAGAGUCAAAUUCCCAUGCCAGUGAACAAGACCCGACUGACCCGCACUUUUUUGAAGAGUGGAUAUUGUGUAAAGCAGGGAAAUGUGAGGAAAAAUUGGAAAAGAAGGUACUUUGUUUUGGAUGCUUUCUCUUUAAGCUACUUUAAAUGUGAACAGGACCGGGAACCCUUGCGUUGUAUAUUCCUGAAGGAUAUCUUGAAGACUCGAGAAACUCUUGUAAAGUCUGGGGAUUUACUGAUGAGAGACAAUCUGUUUGAAAUCAUAACUGGCCCAAGAACAUUUUAUAUCCAGGCUGACAGUCCCCAGGAAAUGUACAUCUGGAUAAAGACAAUUAACACAGCGAUUCAAACUCUUAGGAUCCAAUUCAGAGAGAUGGCAUUUGGACGUACCAUGUCUUUAAACCGUGGCAGCUUUUCAGCUAUGUCAUCUGCCUCAACUCAGUCUCACUUGGAAGACAAGUGUAAACGGGGGAAAUCUUCUUCUACUAAGUCCUCAUGGCAGCCUUGGACCCCAGUCCCCAAGAGUGAAACAGACCUACCUGAAAAAGUGACUUUUGAGAACACUAGUGAAACGGAGGAAAUGGGAACCAGGGCACGGCACAUGUCUGAACCACAGCAGAUAAAAGAAAAUCCAUUCCCAUUCUGUCUAGAUGGCAUGACCCUCCGUACGUCAGAUAUUUAAUGAAGGUGCUAAGGACAGCUUGGAAAUAUAGGAAGAAACAUUUUAUUGAAUACUCAUUAUCAUUGUAUCGAAAUACUCUGUCAGGAAAGAAUCCUGAUUUUAUUUGAUGGGAAUCUUCAUGCAGUUUGUUAAUCGAGAAUGUACCUGUUAAUUUUAAAGCCUAUGUUAUUUAGGGUUUUAAACAAUUAUUUCCGAACUCCAAAAGAGAUUUGAAAGUAAGCAAAAAAAAAAGUAAAAUUUCAUAAAAAUCUUUUUUUGGUUAAAAAUUAUUUUACAUAAAUAUUAUGGUCAAUAAAACAGCCCAACAACUGUUACAGUAUGUUAAAGGAAACUUAUGCCAGUCAAUCUUAGAGUGAAUGUAUUGAAUGCACUUUCAUCCACUUACAAAGUACAUCCACCACACAUAUGGCGGCAAACAAGUGUGGCCAAAUGUGACUUAGGGGCCAAUUUAUCAAAGUCUGGCGGACAUGAUACGCUGUAGCGUAUCAUGUCCGCCAGACAUCGCUGAAUGCUGACAGCAUACGCUGUCGGCAUUUAACAUUCUACAAGCAGUUUUAGUGAACUGCUUGUGCAAUGCCACCCCCUGCAGAUUUGCAGACAAUCAGCAGCUAGCAGGGGGUGUCAAUCAACCCAAUCGUAUAGGAUCGGGCGGAUUGAUGUCUGCACCCUCAGAGGCAGCGGCCAGUUAAGGAGCAGCGGUCUUAAGACCGCUGUUUCAUUACUGCUGUUUCCGGCGAGCCUGAAGUCACGCACGGAAACAGGGGCAUCAGGGGCAAUUCGGCCCUUGUUAAAUCGUCCCCAUAGAAUAAAGAAUGUUUGUUUUUUUCUAAAAAUUUUAGCAAAAUGUGAUAACAUUUUAUUAAAGAAUGUGCAGUGAAUACUACACCUUAUUCACUUACAAAUUUGGAAUAUCUUAAACCUUCUACACAUAGCAUAACAUAGGGGUAACUCACACGAAAUACAAUCUUCACUUUUCCCCAAUCGCACUCGUAACUGCCAGUAAUGGAUACCAAUCACUGAUAUCAGAUAUGGCAUUAUUGGAGUAUAUAUGCGUGUUUUGCAAUUGGAUAGAAUAGUGUUUAUGAUAGGUGUUAAACAAUCUGAAUGCCUUUUGUAUAUGGGCAUGUUUGAUCAAUAUUUGUAUUAAACUUUUAAUAUUUUAUAA